Molecule: messenger RNA, 2473 nt
Organism: Dreissena polymorpha
Lineage: Eukaryota; Metazoa; Mollusca; Bivalvia; Myida; Dreissenidae
Product: serine/threonine-protein phosphatase 2A activator-like
Exons: 10
Coding region: 198-1073 (291 amino acids)
Biological process (GO): mitotic spindle organization
Cellular component (GO): cytoplasm; protein phosphatase type 2A complex; nucleus
Molecular function (GO): peptidyl-prolyl cis-trans isomerase activity; protein tyrosine phosphatase activator activity
Source: RefSeq, a predicted model, not a curated record
AUGUGCUCUUCGUUAAAUUCUGUCAACCUUUCAAUGAUGCACAGUGUCCAAAGUCUACAUUCGGCUCGAUAAUCUCGAAAAUAACCUCUCUAUGAAAACGUGUCAAGUCAUUCCGGUCACAUCUAGUUCCGAGGGAGGAGAUCCCCAAGUUUGAUAUUGAGAACCAUCAGUUUGUGGUACCCACAAAGCAAGUAGGGAUGGGGCCUGAGGAUAUUCCUAAAUGGGAAAACUCAGAGGCAUACAAGGACCUAACAGGAUUCAUUCAAGCCAUGAAUGAAGCAGUAAAAGGCAAGAAAGUUGGUGCUAACAGAUCCCUCUCACCAAUGAUUGUGGGCCUGUUGAAACUCCUGGAAACGUUGGACAGCUACAUAGCAGAGUGCCCACCAGUAGAUCAGCCUCAGAGGUUUGGAAACAAGGCAUUCAGGUCCUGGUUUGACAAGAUGAAACAAAACUCUCAAGAUCUCAUCUCAAAUCUCUUGGACGAAAAUUUCAAGAAGGCCAGUGAAGAGAUUGCAGUCUAUCUCUCUGACUCUUUUGGAAACCAAACCAGAAUAGACUAUGGGACAGGUCACGAGUUGGCUUUUUUGGCCUUCAUGUUGUGUUUUUACAAGCUGGGGCUGUUGGAGGAGUCUGAUGCUGAAGCUCUCAUUCUCACAGUUUUCACCAGGUACUUGGUUCUGGUGCGCAGGCUACAGCUGUCGUACCGUAUGGAGCCCGCAGGCUCUCAAGGGGUCUGGGCUCUUGAUGACCAUCAGUUCUUGCCCUUCAUAUGGGGAUCUGCACAGCUCGUUGGCCACCCAAGAAUUCAGCCAAAAUCUUUUAUAAAGCCAGAAAUCUAUGAACAUUUUGCAAAAGACUACAUGUUUCUAAGCUGUAUAAAGUACAUUAAUGAGGUGAAAACAGGUCCUUUUGCAGAGCAUUCAAACCAGCUUUGGAACAUAAGUGCCGUCCCCAACUGGGAAAAAGUCAACGCUGGUCUCGUGAAAAUGUACAAGGCAGAGGUAUUGGCAAAAUUUCCAGUGAUCCAACAUUUCUGGUUUGGCAGUUUGCUAAGUAUCCGCCCUGCCACAUGAUGCAUCAAACAGACAUGUGCUUGAACCCUUACCUUCUUAAUGCUGCUUCCGUAUUGCUCACCCAGUUGCCCAUAAAAUAGAUGCUUCCAAUAAAUUAGAAUUAAAAUCAAUUAAGCGCUAAAAUAUUAUGAAAUUAAUGCACUCGUACAUUGAGUGUUUAGGGGGUAAAUAUUUUAUACAAAAGAGCGUGAGCAUUUUGUUUGUGAUAAUCCAAAGCACAUUUGGUAAUAUUUGUGAUUUUGAUGGAAUGUAAAUUAUUCCUUUGACACUAACUGGCAAGGAAUUAACAUGUUCGUGAAGUUUCUGUGAAGUUGAACGGAUCUAUAUGCAAAUGGCUAGUAAAGCAAAAUCUGGCAAUUUUCCUACUUAGGUACUUUUGUCCUAGGAAGUCCCAAAUUCAAAUGGUUCGCCUCCACACCUGAAUAUUUGUUACGCUUUAUUAUCUCAGCCAAGUAUGAUGGUCAACAAAAAUUCACCUUUAAGACUGCUGAGAUUAGGUUCCUUUUAUUUUCUAAAUUUGACCCUUUAAACAUGGUUCAAUUACCGGUACUGAUUUGUUUUUUGCAAACAUAAGAUUUUUGUUAAAGGGGCCUUCUCACAGAUUUUGGCAUGUUUUGAAGUUUGUCAUUAAAUGCUUUAUAUUGACAAAUGUUAACAUUGGUUCUAAAAAGCUCCAGUAAAAAAUAGAAUAAAAUUAAUAAAAGAAAAAAAAGUAGACCGCAUCAGAGCUUGAACCAGUGACCCCUGGAAUCCUGGAGUAAAAACCAAUUAGACCUCUCGGCCAUCCUGCCAAGUAUGUAUGAAAGACGUAUUUUAUAUUUUAUAUAAGCAAUCUUCGUAGUUUCACAAAAUUAAACUACAACAACAAAACUCUCCAAUUAUUCAAUCGUUUCGCGUUGCAACGCUUUAUAAUUUUCAGGUUUUUAAAUCGUCAAAAGAUGCAUAUAAUGGCUAUAUUAGACCAUGGUAAAUGUUCAGUAUUACUGUUUCCUCACAAAUAUCAUAACUAAAACGAAAAUUUGCGAUUCUGAAACAACUUUUUUCAAUUUUGUCAAUUUCCCAAAACGUGAAAAGAUCCCUUUAAAGAGGCAAUAUUUGUUUAUUAAAAUCUCCUUUAAACGUGUUCUGCAAUCUCAAUUACAGAUGCUUGCAUAAAGUUGGGUACGUUUGGUAAGCAUGUGAGUCUUUGUUUGACUACAAUGUUUGUAUGUUUGUUAAAGCGAUGGGCAAAAGGCUUGGAAAUGUACAUCAUACACAGACUGAAUAUAAAUCUGACAUUUUGUAUAUUAUUGUACAUUGUUAUGUUUUAUUUUAUGUUAUAAAUACAUGUAAAUAGGAUGUAACUUUAUAAAGUGCUUAUAAUACUGAUAUGUAUUGAUUGUGAAUAAAUUUAAAUGCAA